Molecule: messenger RNA, 3528 nt
Organism: Closterium sp. NIES-65
Lineage: Eukaryota; Viridiplantae; Streptophyta; Zygnematophyceae; Desmidiales; Closteriaceae
Source: the annotation of a GenBank genome assembly
CGCAAGCAGCAGCAGCAGCAGCAGCAGCAGCGCUCUCGCAACGUCCCCGCCCCUCAGCAGCUCCGUGAGUGGUACUUGCAGCGUCAGCGUGGUGGGGCGUUUGGUCCCUGCACCUACGUCCUUCGCAUCGGCGACCGCGCGGGUGAGCAGUGUGGGGGCACCCACACCGCCCGCCGCUGCUUUGCCCGCCUGACCGACGCUUGGCGCCAGCAGUUUCCGGAGGCCUCUGAGAUCCCCCGCUGGGGAGAGCUGUCUAGGGCUGGUGUAGCUAUCUUUGAUCUUGACUUUGAUGCUAUUCUUGCUGCCAUGUAUGCUGUGACUGUUAGUGACGAGGGUGACUGUUACCGGUGUUUCCCGCCCGACCCGGGCAUUGGUACUGCUGCGUCAGGUGCCAGUGAGGCUGCUGCUCUAGGUGCCAGUGCGUCCGUGCUCUCAGGUACUGGUGAGUCUGCACUCUCAGGUAUUGUGUUGGCUUCGGCCUCUCACACCUUCACCCUUGACUUUGGAGCGUCUCGUUCUUUCUUUCGGGACCGCACCACUCUCACGCCGCUUAGUCGGCCGGUUGCGGUGUCCCUGGCUGACCCCUCUGGGGGUCCUGUCCUGUCUCGUUUCUCCACAGUCCUCCCGUGUCCGGCGGCUCCCUCUGGCACCCUGACUGGUCUUUACCUCCCCUCGUUCUCUACGAACCUGGUGAGUGGUGCUGACCUACAGGAUGCGGGUGUCCACCAGUUCUUUCCUGCUCGUCAGCGGGUGUUUGCUGCAGCGUCCAGGUCUGGUCCUAAGUCUGCCCCCUGUUCGUGUCGCCGUCUGUCCCACGAGACCCUCUUCUGGCACCACCGCCUUGGCCACCCCUCUCUGCUUCGGCUCAGAGGCAUGGCCUCCCGUCUUCUUGUGUCUGGUCUCCCCCGGUCCCUCCCUCCCCUUCCUCAGGGCCCUGGCCCUGCCUGUGUCCCCUGUGUCGAGGGGCGCCAGUGGGCUGCCCCUCACUCCUCCCAGUUUCCUCCGACAGAGGCUCCGUUGCAGACGCUUCACAUGGACGUGUGGGGCCCUGCCCGCGUCCGUGGACUCGGUCACGAGCGCUACUUCCUGUUGGUGGUGGACGACUACUCGCGUUACACCACAGUCUUCCCCUUGCACAGCAAGGGUGAUGUCACUGAGGUGCUGAUCGACUGGAUCCGCGCAGCUCGUCUCCAGCUCAGGCAGAGCUUUGGCUCGGACUUUCCUGUGUUGCGUCUGCACUCGGACAGAGGCGGAGAGUUCUCCUUUGGCCUUCUGCGUGCCUACUGUAGUGCGCGAGGAAUUCGCCAGACCUUCACGCUUCCGAACUCACCGCAGCAAAAUGGGAUUGCAGAGCGCCGCAUUGGCAUGGUCAUGGACGUCGCUCGUACGUCUAUGAUGCAUGCGGCUGCCCCCCAUUUUCUGUGGCCGUUUGCUGUCAGGUACGCGGCGCAUCAGAUCAACCUCCACCCCAGGGUCUCCAGGCCGGAGACCUCCCCAGCCCUGCUGUGGACGGGGAAGGUUGGCGAUGCGUCGACGUUCUGGGUCUGGGGAUCUCGGGCGUUUGUCCGCGACUUGUCUGCGGACAAGCUGUCCCCUCGCGCUGCUCCCUGCGUCUUCCUGGGGUUCCCCCCCGACACCCCUCGGUGGCAGUUCUACCACCCCACCUCUCGCCGUGUUCUGUCCUCCCAGGACGUCAUGUUCGACGAGUCGGUACCCUACUACCGCCUCUUCCUCUACCGCACUCCGUCCCUCCCCCCACCCCCGCUCGUCUUGGUACCAGGUCCCCCCCCGGUAGACCCCCUCCCCCCUCAGAGUCCUGCCCCUUCUGGUGUGUCCCAGGUAGACGCGGUUGAGCCUGUCGAGGUCACUGGUGACUCUGGUGCUGCUGAGGGUGCUGAGCCUGGGGGUGCUGUGCCUGGGGGUGCUGAGCCUGGGGGUGCGGGGUCUGGGGGUGCUGAGUCUGGGGGUGCUGAGCCUGGGGGUGCUGAGCCUGGGGGUGCUGAGCCUGGGGGUGCUGAGCCUGGAAGUGCUACGCCUGGAGGUGCUUUGCCUGGGGGUGGUGAGCCUGGAGGUUCUUCGCCUAGAGGUUCUCCGGGUGCUUCGCGUGCUGCUGGUGCUGGAGGCUCUUAUGCUGCUGAGGGUGCUGCUGCCGCGGGUCCCGGAGGUGCUCGUACCGGGAGUACUGGAGCUGCUGGGCCUGCAGGUUCGCCUGGAGCUGGUGCUGCUGAGGGUGUUGGCGCUGAGACUACCACUAGUGGUUCGACUGGCCGUGCUCCUGGUGCUGCUGGAGGUUCUAGGACUACUAGAGGAGCUGCUGGGAGUUUUGGAGCUACUGGAGGUGCUGCUGGAGGUGCUGCUGGAGCGGGUACUCCUGCUGGGGGUACUGGUGCUGUCCCUGCUGUUUCUGGCGUCGCCACGCGGCCCCGACCGUACUUCGUACCACUCCUGCAGCAGGUUCUUGGUCUUCCACCUUCUCCUGGUCCUCCUCCUCCUCCCAUAGAGGGUCCACAGCCUGUCCAGUCACAGCUACAGCCUGCCUCCCCUUUGCCUGCUCCUCCUCCCUACGCUGGUCCGACUGGAGGUCUUACUGAGCGUCGUGAGCCUGCGUCUCGUCCUGCGUCGCCUGUUCGUACUGCGCGCGCUAGUGGUCGCGGUUCGCGUCAGCGUCCGCCUCCUGUCCCUGGCACGCACCGGAUGUCUCUGCGUCCGUCCACUGCUCCUCUACGUGCCCCUUUGCCUUCUCCUCCUUCUUCCUCUCUUCUUGCUCUUGCCGACCCGGAGUCGGACUCUCUUCGUGCUGCCAGUCCUACUGUCACGCGUCUCCUUGCUACUGCUGUCACUGACCCUUCUUUCGAGUCUUCUGCUGCGUCUGCCCUUGUGACUGAGCUCGUCGACUUUGCUGCGCGCUGUCGUCUAGACUACGCUGCUGGUCUUGUCGCUGAGUCUGAGUCUACCUGUCCUCCGUCCGUCGGGGGUGAGUGUGCCCUUGGCACGGACGUCCUUGAGGACAGGCAGGAGGAGUUCCAGUGUUUGGCCGCCGCUUCACCUCAUCUCGCGUCUGUACUGCUAGCCCCUGAGGGAGACCCGGAUGCACUAGACAUCCCGACUCCGCGCUCUUACGCAGAGGCGAUAGAGGGUCCCUACUCCUCUCAGUGGCAGGCAGCUAUGGAUGCAGAGAUGACUUCCUGGAAGUCCACAGGCACCUACGUUGACGCUGUUCCCCCUCCUGGGGCGAACAUCGUCAGUGGCAUGUGGAUCUUCAGGGUGAAGCGGCCGCCGGGUUCUCCGCCUGUCUUCAAGGCGCGGUACGUGGCUCGUGGUUUCAGUCAGCGGCAAGGAGUUGACUACUUUCAGACCUUCUCCCCCACCCCGAAGAUGACCACUCUUCGGGUACUGCUGCACGUUGCUGCUCACCGUGACUACGAGCUGCACUCUCUCGACUUCAGCACUGCUUUCUUGCAGGGCAGCCUGCACGAGGAGAUUUGGCUACUCUCCGCCAGGCGCCGCGUGAGUGGCACGACACACUGA